Erigeron canadensis is the source of this 2133-nucleotide messenger RNA. RefSeq names its product vacuolar fusion protein MON1 homolog. Lineage: Eukaryota; Viridiplantae; Streptophyta; Magnoliopsida; Asterales; Asteraceae. The transcript has 14 exons. Gene Ontology annotation, biological process: vesicle-mediated transport; protein targeting to vacuole. The record is from RefSeq and is a predicted model, not a curated record. The coding region runs from base 138 to 1928 and encodes 596 amino acids.
UUCCAUAAAUAAUAAAAAAAAAUACAGACGCUCUUUAGUCUUCACACCUUUUUUCCCCCAAAAUUCCUAACUUAAAAACCCUACAAAUUACAUCACAAAACUAAAAUUUCAUCAUUAAAAUUGAAAAUCAAUCCAUAAUGACAGAUAACAAAUCAAACUCUUCAUCAUCAGAAGAUGAAGAAUCAACAGCUCAAAACCCUAAUUCAAUCGAUACAUCACUAGACGCAAUCGAGAAUCAGUUAUCAUCAAUCUCAUUCCACUCUCCUACCGAUUCCGGACCGGAAUUCGGUACCGAAAAUGCGAGUAUUUCGAUAGGCGAAAGCAGUGGUAUGGGAUCAGGAUUGUGGAAAAUCAAUAAUAAUAAUGAUAAUAAUUUGGAAGGUGAAGAAGAAAGGGGAAAUGUGAGUCCUAAUAGUAGUGGAUAUGCAGGUGAAAGAGGUAGUAGUGUUAGUCUUAGUUCUGGAACUGAUGGAAUUAAAGAAAUUUUCGAUAAUAAUGGUUUCGAUGAUCAUGAUGAUGAGGAUGGAGUUGUGGCGGUGGAUUCGGAGAAAGCGGAACGGAUUCACGGUAAACGGCAUGCCGAUGAGGAUGAUGCUUCUAUGUCUUGGAGGAAAAGAAAGAAACAUUUCUUUAUUCUGAGUCACUCUGGAAAACCAAUAUACUCAAGAUAUGGAGAUGAGCACAAGCUGGCGGGAUUUUCAGCAACUUUGCAGGCUAUAAUCUCCUUCGUUGAAAAUGGGGGAGAUCGUGUUAAAUUGGUUAGGGCUGGCAAACACCAGGUAGUUUUUCUUGUGAAGGGGCCAAUAUAUUUAGUUUGCAUAAGCAGUACAGAAGAGCCUUAUGAAUCACUAAGAGGGCAAUUAGAACUUCUUUAUGGCCAGAUGAUACUUAUUCUUACAAGGUCUCUUGAUAAAUGUUUUGAGAAGAAUCCUAAGUUUGACAUGACUCCUUUGCUUGGAGGAACAGAUGCUGUUUUUUCGUCUCUCAUCCGCUCUUUCAGUAGGAAUCCUGCAACUUUUCUUCAUGCAUACACUUGUCUUCCUCUUGCCUAUUCUACAAGGCAAGCUGCUGGUGCUAUUUUGCAAGAUGUUGCUGAUUCAGGUGUCCUUUUUGCAAUAUUGAUGUGCAAAGAUAAGGUUGUCAGUCUGGUGGGCUUGCAGAAAGCAUCACUUCAUCCUGAUGAUAUGCUACUGCUUGCAAACUUCGUCAUGUCAUCUGAAUCUUUUAGGACAUCUGAAUCUUUCUCACCAAUAUGUUUGCCAAGAUACAACCCCAUGGCAUUCCUAUAUGCUUAUGUUCAUUAUCUUGACGUUGAUACGUACUUGACGUUGCUCACAACAAGUUCUCAGGCCUUUUUUCAUCUUAAAGAAUGCAGGAUACGUAUUGAAACGGUCCUUUCAAAGUCAAAUGUUCUUCACGAUGUUCAAAGAUCCUUGUCAGCAGGUGGCUUACAUAUCGAUGAUUUGCCGGUUGACCCAUCUGCACGUUCUAGGUCGUUGUUCCAUUCCAAUCAACAAAGACUAGACCACGAUCCUCGGGACAACCUACAUGAAACACGUGUAGGAAUAGGUGGUCCUGCUGGACUUUGGCACUUUAUUUAUCGAAGUAUAUAUCUGGAUCAGUAUGUAUCAUCUGAGUUUGCAUCUCCAGUCGGUGCUCCCUCACAGCAGAAAAGAUUGUAUAGGGCAUACCAAAGACUCUAUGCUUCCAUGCAUGACAAAGGGUUAGGUCCCCAUAAAACUCAAUUCAGAAGGGAUGAAAAUUAUGUUUUGCUGUGCUGGGUUACUCCGGAUUUUGAACUCUUUGCAGCUUUUGAUCCACUUGCAGAUAAGGCUGUAGCAAUACGAAUAUGCAACCGAGUGUGCCAGUGGGUGAAAGAUGUGGAAAAUGAAAUAUUUUUGCUGGGAGCAAGCCCUUUUUCAUGGUGAUUAUCUCCCCUAACAUAACGUGUUGUACUUUUGUUCUUUAGGUUAUUUUCCCCCUCUUCUGUAAUGGUGCUCGUGUAUCUGGUACAAAACCAACAAAAGUAACAAGCCAAAGAGUUUUUAUAUAGCUUUGGUGAAAAACAGCAUGCUUGUAUCCCUUAUAUAUUCGAAAUAAUAUGUUAUUCAAUUGAUUGCAAUUGUUAGUCUA